AUGGACGUCCAUGUCGAGCUGCACGACUCCAACCCGGUCGACGGCGAAGAAGACCCCGUCCGGGUGGUCUACUCUGUCUUCGCCGUCUGCUACGGUGCGCUCCUGAUCGCGUGGCUGCACCGCACGCUCGUCCGCUGCUGCCUCACGGCGCGCCCCGUGCACGACGUCAUGUCCGGCCUGCUCGUGGUGCUCAUGCUACACUGCCUCACGGCGGCCGAGGACGGGCGAUACACCCGCGUCGUCGUCACGGCGCAGGGCUGGAACGUCCCGUGCUUCGCGCUGCGUCUUGUCAAGGGCGCCAUGCUCUUCCCCGCGGUCGCGCUGAUCGGCGCCGGCUGGUCGCUCCCGGAGCCCUUCGUGCCAGACCGCGCAUUGAACGUGUUGACGGCGGUGGCUCCACUCCAGGUCGCCAUGGCGAUCGCCACCACCUUGGCCGGCGACGCCCCCGCGUUCGUCGCCGGAGGGGUCGCUUGGACGUGGAGCCACGCCUUCGUCCUAGCCCAGCUCGCUUGCUGCGUCGCCGUGCUGAUGCCGAUGGGCAGGGCGAUCGAGGCGCUACGGAAGGAGGCCGACACGGACGACAAGGCGGCGCGGAGGCUCGGCAAGCUCGCGCUGUUCCGGCAGCUCUACCUUGCCGUGGUGGUGUACCUGUACUACACGAGGAUGGCCGUGAUCAUCCUCAAGUUACUCGUGGGCACCAGUUCCGGCCACCGCUGGGCGAGCGUCGCGGUGGAGGAGGCGGCCGCCAUUGCGUUCUACACGUUCAUGUUCUGCAAGUUCAGCCCGGCUGAGGACAUUCCAAUCGAAGAGGAUGCUGAAGAAUUGAUUCCUGGAGGAGUUUGA
Oryza brachyantha (malo sina) is the source of this 843-nucleotide messenger RNA. Its product is annotated as protein CANDIDATE G-PROTEIN COUPLED RECEPTOR 7-like. NCBI's taxonomy places the organism in Eukaryota, Viridiplantae, Streptophyta, Magnoliopsida, Poales, Poaceae. The record is from RefSeq and is a predicted model, not a curated record. Gene Ontology annotation, biological process: transport. Gene Ontology annotation, cellular component: Golgi apparatus; membrane. Bases 1 to 843 code for a protein of 280 amino acids. The transcript has a single exon.